Molecule: messenger RNA, 1401 nt
Organism: Arachis duranensis
Lineage: Eukaryota; Viridiplantae; Streptophyta; Magnoliopsida; Fabales; Fabaceae
Product: probable 2-oxoglutarate-dependent dioxygenase AOP1
Exons: 3
Coding region: 99-1052 (317 amino acids)
Molecular function (GO): dioxygenase activity
Source: RefSeq, a predicted model, not a curated record
AUGGAGUAAUCAAACUAUAAUAUCAAGUGAUAAUAUAAAUCAUCAAUUUUCUCACACUCACAUAUUCAUGUUUUCAAUUAGGUAAUUGAUCAAACAUAAUGGGAUCCCAAACAGAAACCCAUGAUCUUCCUAUUGUUGACUUAACCGAUGAAACGCUGAAGCCUGGAACUGAAGCGUGGGUUUCAGCAUGUAAAGUAGUUCGAACUGCGUUGGAGGAUCAUGGUUGUUUCAUUGCACGUUACAACAAAAUUGGUGAAGAGCUUUGUGAUUCUGUUGUCUCUGCAUUGGAACAACUAUUUGGUCUGCCAUUGGAGACAAAGAAGCAAGAGACUAGUGAGAAAUUGUUUCAUAAUUAUUAUGGACAAAUUCCAUCUCUUCCAUUAUAUGAAUCACUUGGGAUUGAUGAUCCAUUAAACAUUAAGGGAUGCCAGAAGUUCACAAACAUCAUGUGGCCACAAGGGAAUGAUCGUUUUUGCGAAAGCGUGAAUGAGUAUGCAAAGGUAUUGGGAGAAGUAGACAAAGUGACAAAGAAGAUGGUAUUUGAGAGCUAUGGUGUGGACAGUGAGCGAUGCAAUUCAUUCAUAGAAUCAGGAAAUUACCUUCUUCGGUGCCUCAAAUACAGACCACCAGAGAAGAAUGAAACUCAUUUGGGAAUGCAAUCUCACACUGAUUUGACUAUGCAAUCAGUAUUGCAUCAGCUGAAUGGUGUGGCAGGUUUGGAAAUCAAAAUCAAGAAUGGGAACUGGCUGCUUGUUCAUCCCUCCCCUUCCUUCUUUCUCGUCAUGGCUGGAGAUGCUUUCAAGGUUUGGAGCAAUGGCAGGAUACGUCCGUGUGAACAUCGAGUGAUAAUGAAUAACGCAAAGGAAAUUAGGUAUUCUAUGGGGCUUUUCACUUUUAAUGGUGACAUUGUGCAAAUGCCAGAAGAGUUUGUUGAUGACAAAAAUCCUUUGCGCUAUAAACCAUUAUUUGACCAUUUUGAUUACCUUCGUUUCUUUGAUAAAGAGAAGAUCAUAGACUCUGAUUUGCGAGUCAAGGCAUACUUUGGAGUAUGAACCUUUUAUUACAAAGGAACAAUUUCAUGCCAAUAAUGGUUGUAUUGUGCUAAAGAAUUAAAUUAGUUUUGACAACUAUACGUGAUCAUUAUAAAAAAGUAAGAGAGCCGUAUAUUAAAAACUUUAUAUGGCGAGAUAAAAAUAAUAUAUAUCUCUCUCUUGCUUUUGAUGUCGUUAUCAAAUAUAUUUGUCAAAACUAAUUUACGAUGAAUUUUAUAUUACAUGUGUGAAGUGUGCAUGGUUUGAAGUUAUCUUAACAUUAUCGUUGUAUCGUAAGAUGUAUUCUAUCGGUUUCUUGUAAAAAUAAAUAACAGGGUAUUGUUUUAUUUAAUAAUAUCUCUCUUCUAUA